Messenger RNA from Dimorphilus gyrociliatus, 2494 nucleotides. NCBI's taxonomy places the organism in Eukaryota, Metazoa, Annelida, Polychaeta, Dinophilidae. The record is from the annotation of a GenBank genome assembly.
GAUGUUGAUGCCUAAUUUUAAAGACCCGUCAGGCUAUUGUAAUAAUUACGGUAGUCAUAAAAUAAAUAGAUGUUCUUUACUUACAUCAUUGGAAUGUACGUGCACCGGCAAAGAUAGUUCAAAUCUGAAGAGUAAGCAAGAACUUUUCUCAUCUUCCUCUGAUACCGAAAGUGAAUCGGACGACGACGACACAGAUGGAAGGUUUACUCUAGCCGACCUUUUAAAAGGGGUUUUACUUUUUGAAAAGAGGCAUUGCAAAAAUUUGAAUGCAAUGAAGAAAUUAAUAAUGAACUUUGACGGGGUUGAAGAUUUAAAUGAAACUGAUAGUGUUAAGAUUUUUGACUAUUUGAACGAUAGUCGAAAAGAAAUAAAGCAAAUUGGAUGUCUGAUUAUCGGCCAAUUAUGUAAGAAUGAGGAUAAUACAUUUAAAUUUUUAUAUCAUAGAUUAGCUGAAAGGAUGAUUGAAUUUUUAAAUAUUGAAUAUAUGAGGGAAUCAUCCCUUUUUACACUAGAAAAGAUUGCGAAACAUAAAUCUCUUGCCGAAAUGUGGAUAACUGAUGAAAAUGUUGAAAAUCUCUUUAAAGUUAUAAAGAUGUUGUUGAAAAGUUCAUGUGAUAAAGAAAUCAACUUAGCAAUUCUCAACUGUUUGAAGGCGUUUAGUUUCCAUAAGAAAUUGGCUAAUAUUAUUAUGGAUGAUACCAACACGUAUCUCCGUAAUCAGAAUCCUACAUCAAAAGAUUUUAAGGAAGUUUACGCCGAUUUAAUGGGUAAUUUAUUACUAGCGUGUGAUUCAAGCAAAAUGUCUAUACUUAAAUCAUCUGCUUUACCUCAUUGUAUAUCAAUGAUAAAAACGGGCAAUUGCUUUGAAAAGAAGAGAGCUUUACAAUUCUUUGUAUCAUUGAUGGAGGAAAAUGGUAUAGUUUGCAUCCUAGAUUCAGAUUUAAUUCAAUAUAUAAUCUCUGCUUUUCUCUUCUGCAAAUGCAGUAAAGUAGAAGAGGUUUCCCUGUUGAUUAUCUCCAAGCUAAUUUCUGCUAAGGAAAGAGACGUUCGACAAAAAGUCCUAAGAGAAAUUUAUCAUCAAUUUCGAUCAGAUGAUGAGAAUAUUAAUCGAUUUGAAUUUUUAUAUAAUAUUGUAUUCAAUCGAUUUCGAAAAUUAGCUCGAAUUGAAAAGGAUGAAUCGUCUAAAGAUGUAUUUGUUCGUUUAAUACCAAGUAUAGACGUUGAUUCUUCAACAUUAAAUCGAAUAUCAUAUUUAAUAAGAAUUAUUUACGAUUUAAUUAGCUAUGAGAAUGGAUAUUUCGAUGAUCGUUCAGAAAUUUCAAGAAUUGACGAUUUAACUGGAAAUGGAUUACUUUAUAUUAUAGAUUUACUUAGAGUUUAUUCCUUACAACCUAAAUUAACAGUAAGGUCGAUUAAUAAUGAAAUGUUGGUUAGACCAACUUCCGGUAGAAGACAAGCUCCUCAGAGUGCUUUGAACAUUCACAAUAUGCUACAAACUUCCGAAAUUCAAUUAGUUAUUGAUUUACUUAAAUUAAUUUAUUUUAUAUCAAAAUUUGGUGGAAAAAAAGUUGAAAAUCUUCAAGAUACUGUUGAACAGAAGCCUCUCGAUAGCGAACCCAUCAAAGAGGCUACUGAAGAAUGUGAAAUAUUAACGAGAUCUAUAAGAUUCCGUUUACUGCAGUCGGGUACAAUUCAAGCCGUUGGACCUUGGCUAUCGUGUCGUCACUCUAUGAUUAAAAAAUAUGCUGUCGAAAUAUUGGAAAAUCUCUCGAGUCCAGUAACAGAGAUAAGCAGACCUAUACCGCCGCCAAAGGACACAAAAGAUAGAAGUGAAAUUUUAAGAGAUGCUCUAAAUUCCAUGUCAGAGGAUAGUGCAAACAUUAUCGAGAAUGCUUUGGGAGGGAAUAUAAGAAUAAGGAGUGCCUGUGUAAAUUCAAUAAGAAAGAGAGUAACGUCAUUCCGACCAAUGUCAGCAAUAGUAAAAGGUAAAAAUGAAUUGGUGAAUGAAGUAUACACUGAAUGGAAACCAAAAAUCAAUUAUAACGAAACCAUUUUGAAUCAAUGUCUUGAACAAAUCAAAGAGUUUCUAUUACCGUUGUUAUAUAGUCUAUUAACAAGCGAUGAAGUUAUUAAAAUAUCUAUAUUACAAUUUCUAUAUACACUUUUAAAUUAUCAAACUGUAAAUAUCAUAUCAAUAACUGAUUAUGGAGGUGUAAAAGUACUUUUGGAUUGCGUAAGAAUUUGGGAUGAAGCAUCUGGAAUUGAUCUUUUAAGAAUGUAUAUUCGAAUAUUACAUGAGAUUAUCAAGAAAGAAAUGAGAGCGAAAGAAGCAUUUCUUAAAUUUGACGGUAUUAAGGUUCUAUGCUUGAAGCAACGAAUUGUUAAGGCGAAACCUUAUAUUUCUGAAUUUUUACAAAAUCUACAAACGAUAGAAACCCCGGUCUUUUCUCAGGAAAAAAAUCAACCUAAUGAUGUUUGGGCUAAGGUUCUUUGA